AUGUCAAAGAUCAGCGAUCCCACUGUUUUUGCCACUGGGUAUGGUAACCUCGAAACAAACACAGACGCUUCAGCUUCCACAUCGCGUUCAAGAAUGAACCCUAACCAGGCCUCCCGUAGAAUUAUUGGUUCGUUCUACAGCGCGCUUUUGCAGCUAGGCAAGUAUGAUUUGAACCAUUUGCCGAUGCAAGACUAUCCAACUUGGGCAAGACGAGUAGUUCAUGCUGAACGCAAACGGCGUAAAGACAAAGGAGUAGAAAUGCCAACAAGGUCUGAAAGGAGAAAUAUCCUAGAUUUCGGCGAGGGGAUUAUUUCACAACCAAAUGGCGAUCAGCAAGGGUCAGUUGGCGAUGACCAACAGCAGCUCACUAAGCAGAAAAAGGGGAAAGCCCCAAAACCGACUCCGGAGGAGUUUGAUGGUGAAUACCUUCAUACUUACGUUAUUGAUGAAGUAACGUACGACGUCGUCUAUGAUAAAACCCUCAGUAGGACUGAUGGGACACUUACUAAGAGAAACAGCAAUGUCUGGGGACACUUUGUCUGCAAAACAGAGGAUUGCGGGGAACGUAAAUGGGACUCAUCCGUUAUCGCCACCAACCUGAGGUUUUGCAGGCCUCGCAAAGCUUACAAAGUCACGCUCCAUGCUCAGAAGUGCAACCAAUGCGAGCAGUAUGCGGAGCCUAUUGUGGAAGUGACGACCUUAGUUAAAAGAGUAGUUUAUGUGUUGGACUUGUGGAUGGGCUUCAGAGCCAAAGAGCCUCGUAAAGAUAAGGAAAUCAAAUCCGAUGGCCCUCAUGAUACUGAACGCUGCCAUGGAUGUGAAGUAAAUGAGUGUCCAUAUGCAGAAAGGGAAUGA
This is a messenger RNA of Lobosporangium transversale, 855 nucleotides long. RefSeq lists its product as hypothetical. The transcript is spliced from 3 exons. The record is from RefSeq and is a predicted model, not a curated record. NCBI's taxonomy places the organism in Eukaryota, Fungi, Mortierellomycota, Mortierellomycetes, Mortierellales, Mortierellaceae. The coding region runs from base 1 to 855 and encodes 284 amino acids.